Pelagomonas calceolata is the source of this 1667-nucleotide messenger RNA. The record is from the annotation of a GenBank genome assembly. NCBI's taxonomy places the organism in Eukaryota, Pelagophyceae, Pelagomonadales, Pelagomonadaceae.
AUGGAGCACAAAGCCGCCGACGUGACCACGCUCAAGGUCAAGCAACUCAAGGCCCUCAUCCAGGCCGCGGGCCUCUCGCACGCGGACUGCUUCGAGAAGAGCGACCUCCGCGCGCGCGCGACGCAAGCACAGGCCAAGCUAGCAGCGGCGCCGGCGCCGAAGCCGAAGAAAAAGAGCCUCAUCGGACGCUGCGUAGGAGGCGGCCGCGGGGGGCGCUGCGAUGGAGGACUGAUUGCGCUAGGCCCUGGGUUUUGGUUUAAGUUUUUCUAUUCGUGCUGGGCCUGAGGGCGCGCCGCGACGGGGCCCACGCGGCGGCCUGCGCGUACCUCGCGCAGGCCGCGAUGCACUUCCCGCCCGACGACCUCCAGAAGGUCGUCGCGACCUGGCUUCUCGCCGACUGCCUAACGAGCUGCGGCGGCGCCGUCGAGGUGGGCUCGGUCCGGGCCGUCGCGGCCGCGGCCAUCAACGUCGAGGCCAAGUUCAGAGAAGGCGCCUUCGGCGCGGCGGUCGGCAUCGAGCACCUCCCGCCGCGCGGCCGCGUCCGCGCGCUCCUCCGCAAGACGUCGGCCCUCGCCGACGACGCCGCGCUGCCCGGGCCAGCGAUCGAGGGUGCCGGCGCCAUGAUGCGGACGGCGGGCGGCGGCAAGGUCGUCGCGGGCCUGAUCGACGGCAAGAACGCGCCGCCGCCCGGCACGGUCGACCUGCUCUCCCGCCUCGGGCAAGUUGACAUAUCCUAGGGUCAUUCCGAUCUCGUCAUAAAUAUACAUCUUUCGUGAAGCAUCGAAGGCUUGCUAGUGUCUACAUAUACCGCUAGCACCCUGUUUUUUAGCCAUUUUGGACAGGCCAGCCGCCUUACAGAUCGCAUACCUAAGCAAAAGUCUGGCAACAUGGCAGCGAUCGUCGAUAGAAGUGCUGCCGCGGACUUCGCCAUGCCGUGCACCUGCGAGCGCUGUGCCCCACAGACCGCAGACCUGAGACCGCCCACGCAAGACGAGCGCCGGCGCUUCCUAGAGGCGAGUAGUGGUGAUGCUGGCAAAGCAGCACACCUCUUAACGAAAACCCUGGUCUGGCGCCGCGACAACAACAUCGACGCGCUCACAAAGCUCGCGCGGGACGGCCCCGCGACGGAAGAAGACCGGGAGGAGCUCGCCAACGAGGCAAAAGUAGACGCGCUCUACCCCUGCGCGCUCCUGCCGACGGGUUAUGACGGCACGUGCCUCCAGGUCCAGAUGCUCGGGCGCGCGGACGUCGGCGGCCUCCUCGACGAUGUCGGCGAGGAGCGAGCUUUAAGAGCGUCGACGCUCCGCAACGAGCGCGCGCUGCUCCUGGGCAAGAGAGUAUUAGUGCUCGACAUGGAGGGCCUCUCCCCAUCGACGCUGCGGGGCCUGCCGACGUUCAAGCGGCUUAUUGAUAUAAUGCAGCGGCACUACCCCGGCAGCGUCGCGUCGAUACUGGUCGUGAACUGCCCUUUAUUGGUCUGGACGGCCUACAAGGUCGUGCAGCCCUGGCUCGCGCCGGAGACGGCGGCGCGCGUCGCGCUCUUCUCGUGGCGCGAGGCGCCCGAUUUUGGAGAUCUUGUGGCGCAUGAGUGCCUGCCGGCGCGCUACGGCGGGGCGCGGGCGUGCCCGCGGCUCGACGAGCUGUGUGCUGCGCGCGACGCGGCUUAG